Pseudozyma hubeiensis SY62 is the source of this 345-nucleotide messenger RNA. RefSeq lists its product as hypothetical. NCBI's taxonomy places the organism in Eukaryota, Fungi, Basidiomycota, Ustilaginomycetes, Ustilaginales, Ustilaginaceae. The record is from RefSeq and is a predicted model, not a curated record. Bases 1 to 345 code for a protein of 114 amino acids. The transcript is spliced from 2 exons.
AUGGGACGCGAGAUGGUGAGCAAGGCCGAGCGUUGCGGGGUCGAUACGAUGACAAGAGGCGACGAAAGGAUGAUGAGACCGAGCUCGCAACAGUCGCCAUGCUCAGGCUGUAAGACAUCCAUCAGAUCGACACUGAUCCUCACCAUCUCAAUGCGACGUCGAGAGCGUCAAGGCGAAACAAGCAAUCCACGGAAAACGAAGUCCUUCUCUGGUUUGGCUGUCUUCUCAACGGCACGAUGUCGACUGCGUCAAGGGAAAAGGGCUCGAUGCCAGUCUUCUUCUUAUCGCUCUACGUCCAACUCUGAAGCCCAACCGCGAGGCACUUUCUUUUGUUUUUGUCGAUAA